UUGCGAGAGAAAAAUUUUGAGUCACAGUUGCUCUCGCAUGAGUCCAAACCAACAUCACUUUUUUCUUCUUCUCUAUCUUUCUCCCAUUUGAAUUCGUCUCUCUCCUAUUCAAUCGAAGAUUUCGGUCUCUUAUCAUCUGUCCAAGAGAGAUUCGAUCUUCGUUUCUUCUGUUUUUUGCUGCCGUUUCGAGUUUCUGGGGCUUCGAUUUUCAGAUUUGUACUUCAAGGAGAUGCCGGAGAUGAUUUUUCGAUUUCAUGAUCUUGAAUUGUGACUGCUUCCAUCCAUACCAUUUGCUCGGAGAAGCUUUUGAAAACCCGAAGAAGACAUGAGAAAGCAUCGUUUUAGAGAGAACUUGAAGUCUUUCUUUGGGCAUCAUGUCGAUCCUGAUAACGGUGAAAUGCUCAAAGGGGCGAAAACUGAAAUAGAUGAAAAGGUGAAAACGAUUUUGACACUGGUUGAGAAUGGAGACCUGGAGGAAAAUGGCUCUAAAAGAGAAGCAGUUGCAGAGUUAGUGAAGGAAUUCUACAAUGACUACGAGUCGCUCUAUAACCAAUAUGAUAAUCUAACUGGGGAGAUUAGGAAAAAAGUUCACGGAAAACGGGAGAAUGACAGCUCUUCUUCUUCUAGCUCUGACUCAGAUUCUGAUGAUUCUUCAAAGAGGAAGAGCAAGAGAAAUGGGCAGGUUGGAAAUGACUUAGGGACAGAUAGCUUGAAGCAAGAAAUUGAAGCUGCAAAUCUUGAAAUUGCUGAUCUGAAAAGGAAGUUGACCUCAGCAGUUGAAGAAAAAGAAGUUAUAGAUUCGGAGUACCGAAUAGCUUUGAGUAAGUUGAAAGAAUCAGAAGAAAUCACAGGAAAUUUGAAGCUUGAAACUGUGAAGCUAGAUGCUGAAAAAACAAUGCUUUUGAGCGAGAACAGAGAACUACAUCAGAAACUGGAGUUUGCAGGCAAGACAGAAGCCGAUCUAAACCGAAAACUGGAAGAUGUGAAAAGAGAGAGAAAUGAAUUGGAAAUGGAGAGAGACACCGGAAUCAAAAGAAUUCAGGAAGCUGGGAAAGUUGCAGAAGAUUGGAAGACCAUGACUGAUCAGCUCAAAGAGGAAGCUGCUAAUUUGAGGCAGCAACUAGAAUCUUCGGAACAGCGAGUUUCGGAUCUGACCCACAAUCUGAAUAGCACAAAGGAAGAAAACAAAUCUCUGUCCUUGAAAGUUUCAGAAAUUUCUGGUGAGAUCCAGCAGGCACAGAUCACCACACAAGGACUCAUGGCUGAAUUGGGAGAACUACAUCAGAAACUGGAGUUUGCAGGCAAGACAGAAGCCGAUCUAAACCGAAAACUGGAAGAUGUGAAAAGAGAGAGAAAUGAAUUGGAAAUAGAGAGAGACACCGGAAUCAAAAGAAUUCAGGAAGCUGGGAAAGUUGCAGAAGAUUGGAAGACCAUGACUGAUCAGCUCAAAGAGGAAGCUGCUAAUUUGAGGCAGCAACUAGAAUCUUCAGGACAGCGAGUCUCGGAUCUGACCCACAAUCUGAAUAGCACAAAGGAAGAAAACAAAUCUCUGUCCUUGAAAGUUUCAGAAAUUUCUGGUGAGAUCCAGCAGGCACAGAUCACCACACAAGGACUCAUGGCUGAAUUGGGAGAGUUGGAAGACAAACACAGGGAAAAAGAAAACAAGCUAUCAAGUUUGAUGGAGACACACGAGGUACAUCAGAGAGAUUCAUCGGCUCGGAUGAAAGAAUUAGAAGCACAAGUCGGAUCUUCCGAGCAACGGGUUAUAGAUUUGAGUCAGAGCCUGAACUGCACAGAAGAAGAGAAAAAAUCACUGUCUCUGAAACUUGAGGAAAUCUCAAACGAUAUCGAACAGGCACAGAACACAAUACAAGAACUCAUGGCUGAGUCAGGACAGUUGAAAGAGAGCCACAGCGUGAAAGAGAUGGAACUUUCGGGUUUGAGGGAGAUCCACGAGGCCCAUCAGAGAGAAUCAUCAGACCGGGUUAAAGAGUUAGAAGCACAGUUGGAAACGUCAGAACAUCGGGCUUUGGAUUUGAGACAGAGUCUGAAAACCGUAGAGGAAGAAAACAAGUCCCUAUCCUCGAAAAUCUCAGAAACUUCAGAUGAGCUCCAGCAGACACAGAACACUAUACAAAAACUCGAGACAGAAUCAAGAGAAUUGAGAGAGAAACUCGAUGAAAAAGAGAACGAAGUUUUGCAUUUGGAAGAGAAAGAAGGUGAAUUGUUGGGACAACUAAAAGAACUAGAAGCACAGGUGACAAGCCUGGAGAUGGAGCUGGAGUCAAUCCGCACCCAUAACAGAGAUCUGGAGACACAGGUUGGAAGCAAGGCCUCUGAAGCAGAGUUACUGGACAAGCAGAAUCAAGGGUUGCUUUCCCAAAUCUCAGAACUUGAACUUGCAAUUAACGAGAGAGGAAAUGAACUCUCUGCUCUUACCGAUAAACUCGAGGACAGCAAGAACAAAUCAUCAUCAAAGAUCGAGGGUUUGACAGCUGAGAUCAAUGGCUUACGGGCAGAACUGAAUUCACGAUCGGCUCAGAAGGAAGAAUUGGAAAAACAAAUGGUGAGCAGUGGCGAUGAAGCAUCGGUGCGGAUUGAAGGCUUAAUGGACGAGAUUAAUGGUCUGCAACAGCAAGUAGAGUCCCUUCACAGCCAGAAAGCAGCACUCGGGAGCGAACUUGAGAAAAAGUCCGAGGAAAUAUCUGAAUAUUUGACUCAGAUUACAAAUCUGAAAGAGGAGAUCGCUAAUAAAACCGCAGAUCAUGAAAAGAUUCUGGAAGAAAGGAACAGCUUAUCCGAGAGGGUCAAGGGUUUAGAAGUUGAUCUGGAAAGUCUACAGAGACAGAGAAGCGAACACGAAGAAAGCCUAAGAAAUAAAACUGAUGAGAACAAUCAGAUCAGAGAAAAGCUUAACGAACUCGAGAAGUUACUUGCAGAGAGAGAAGUUGAACUGUCUGAUCAUCGGGAAAUUCAUUUAAGGGGCGAGAAUGAAGCAUCUGCUCGGACAACGGCCUUAACAGAACAAAUCAAUGAUCUGAGACGGGAACUGGAUUCUCUACAGGCACAGAAGAACGAAACUGAAGCAGAGCUCGAGAGAGAGAAACAGGAGAAAUCCGCAUUGCUAAAUCAGCUCAACAUCCAUCAGAGUUCUUCGUUGGAACAUGAAGCAGCUUACAAUAAACUGAGCGGGGAAUACAAACAAAACGAAAGUCUGUUAAAAGAACAGGAGGCAACAAUCAACAAGCUGAACGAGGAAUACAAACAAGCUCAAGAAACGCUAGAGGAGUACAAGACGAAGAUCAAAGAUUUGGAAAGAAAAAUAGAAGAGAAGGGUAAUGAAAUUUCGAUCAAAGAUUACGCGAUCGCCGAUCUUGAGGAGACAAUGGACGGCCUGAGGAACGAGAUAGAGGUGAAAGCGGAUGAGAUCGAGACUCUGAUGGAGAAGAUCAGUAACAUAGAGGUUAAACUCCGCCUCUCGAACCAGAAACUGAGAGUGACAGAACAGGUGCUGUCAGAGAAAGAGGAGGCUUUCAGAAAGGCCGAAGCAAAGCACGCGGAAGAGCUGAGAAUGAUGGAAGAGAAAAUCGAGGCAGCACACGAAGCGUACAGAGGAAUGAUAAGAGAAAUCUCGGAGAAAGCGAAUGCGGGGAUGGAAGGGAUUCAGUCCGUGGUGGAAAGACUCGUUGAAGAGUAUGGAGAGUACGAGAAAACGGUGGUGGAAGCGUCGAGGACAAUGUGGAAGGCAACGAAUUGGAUGACGGAAGCGAAGGGAGAGAAGGAGAGGGGGGAGGAAGAAGGGAGGGAGAUGAGGGAGAGGGUGAAGGGGUUGCAAGAGAGAGUGAGGGAGGGGGAGAAGGAGAAGGAGAGGAUGAAGGAGAGGAUGAAGGGACAAGAGGUGGAGAUGUCGGGUUUAGGGGAGGAGAAGAGGGAGGCCAUUAGGCAGCUCUGUCUCUGGAUUGACUACCACAGGAACAGGUUUGAUUCUCUGAGGGAGACCGUUGUGGCCAGGAGACAGAUUCCACAUCGUUGAUUUCUUCUGCUUCUCCCUCCUCGUCAGUUGUUGUAUGUUUCCUUCCAUCAAUCUCUUUAUACACAUAUAUAUGAUGUUCCUUUUUGUUCUUGUGUAUUGUCCGGUGGGGUCGUCGUUUGAGUUGCUAGGUCACUGUCUUUCAUAUUUUUUAUAUUCAAAAUUGUUUUUGUUUCUCUAUUAUUUUAAAAGAAUAUUUUGGGUUUGGGUUUGGGUAUUAUUCCGUGUAUGUUGUUUUUUCCUCAAGGGAGAUGAGAUGAAUUUCCUGUUUGUUUUUUUUAAAAAAAAAAAAUUGUUUGUAAAGAACGUCUGUUGCCAGUGUAGAAUAUCGAUGUUAUUGUUUUUU
Tarenaya hassleriana is the source of this 4376-nucleotide messenger RNA. Its product is annotated as myosin-2. The transcript is spliced from 3 exons. NCBI's taxonomy places the organism in Eukaryota, Viridiplantae, Streptophyta, Magnoliopsida, Brassicales, Cleomaceae. Gene Ontology annotation, molecular function: actin binding. The record is from RefSeq and is a predicted model, not a curated record. Bases 326 to 4033 code for a protein of 1235 amino acids.